Molecule: messenger RNA, 1513 nt
Organism: Haliotis rubra (blacklip abalone)
Lineage: Eukaryota; Metazoa; Mollusca; Gastropoda; Lepetellida; Haliotidae
Product: bone morphogenetic protein 10-like
Exons: 3
Coding region: 1-1356 (451 amino acids)
Biological process (GO): BMP signaling pathway; SMAD protein signal transduction
Cellular component (GO): extracellular region
Molecular function (GO): growth factor activity; cytokine activity
Source: RefSeq, a predicted model, not a curated record
AUGAGGUUACGUCUGCUUAUUUCUGAGGUCAUCCGAUUGCUUCUCCUGCUACCGACCAUCUUACGUCCAUCUGUUGCUCUUCCAUUCAACUGGAGCCUUGUUAGUGACUUCAAUGUCACUGGCAACAUCACCCUCCCAGAUGGCCUGGACGGUGGCAUGGACUACCAAUACAACACGCUGUACGACGACUAUGACAGCGAGGAGGAUCCAGAUGACAUGGAAGACGAAGAGGUGGAAAUAGAGGACAUCAGCUUAGAGAAAUUGCCACCCCCGGGAUUGGCCUCGGAAGGGGCUGAGGGGAAUAUUCGUGACCCCUAUCGGGAUCCCCCCGAGUAUAUGAUGGACCUGUACAAUAGGUUUUCCGUCCGCAAGCCCUACAUCCAUCCCACCUCCAGCAUCGUUCGCAGCUUCAUGAACAUCAACCAAGAAGACUUCGACUUCAACGGAACCAACAAAGUCGAGUUGCCCGGCAACAAUACACGUGUACACAAGCUUGUGUUCAACAUCACCAGCAUAUCCAGAGACGAGGAGAUAGACUACGCCAUGUUGAGAUUGUUUACACUGGUUCAGCAGGACAGAGACGCUUACGCAGGAAUUGACAGGAUUGUGUCAGUGCUCCAAGACCGGGGCAUCGAACUCGGCGCAGAGGACAGGUACAAGACAUUGUCCUCGCGCCACAUUUACGGCCAUAAUAGUGGAUGGGAGGCUUUUGACGUCACUUCCGCUGUGCGCCUAUGGGCUGAGAACAUAAGCUACGUCCAGAUUCUCGAGGUUCGCAUAGAAAGUGUGUUUAACGUCGUGACGGAUGGUGCUAUGGACAUAGACACUGAUCCAAAACAUAGGAAUGAACCCCUGUUGAUUAUUUUCUCAAACAAUAAGCAGAAACGGAGCCUUCGCGAGAAAGAACUGCAUGAGUUGAUCACACAUGAAAUGGACGUUGCAGACGAAGCAAUGUUUAGGGAGAGCGUGCAUCAGCAUAGACACUCUAAUUCGACUGAGCAACUGUCUAGGUUUAAGAGAAGCAAGAAGAACCGCAAAAACAGUUGUCGAAGAGGUCUGCUGUACGUCAGCUUCCAGCAGAUAAACUGGCACAAGUGGAUUAUAGCGCCGUCAGGGUACCAGGCAUUCGAGUGUGUGGGGAAGUGCUACUACCCCCUCAGCGACCACCUCACCCCCACCAAACACGCCGUCAUUCAGAUGCUGUUCCACACCUCGCGCCCCAAGGAGGUGGCACGUGCGUGUUGCGUUCCCACCAAACUGAACCCCAUCUCUAUCCUGUACCUCGACGAGAACAAAGUCCCAACCUUCAAAUGGAAAUUCGAGGGUAUGCAGGUGGCAGAGUGCGGCUGUCGUUGACGUGUUCGCCUGUCGAUGAUGUCGUCCAGGACAAAUGAGUCUUUGUGGUAGACGUUCAUGUCUUCUCCAACAGAAACUGGUCCGUGUCUCAAGGAAGGGUUACCAAUAUAGCACUAAAGCACUCUCUUUGACCUUGUGAAGGACGUGUAUUCAGUGC